Molecule: messenger RNA, 1133 nt
Organism: Nycticebus coucang (slow loris)
Lineage: Eukaryota; Metazoa; Chordata; Mammalia; Primates; Lorisidae
Gene: EMC7
Product: ER membrane protein complex subunit 7
Exons: 5
Coding region: 96-821 (241 amino acids)
Cellular component (GO): EMC complex
Molecular function (GO): carbohydrate binding
Source: RefSeq, a predicted model, not a curated record
AUCCGGCGUGCGGUGAUGACGACAUCUGGCCGGCGCCGGCUGGGAGACCGGGCGGGUUUCCGAGGCUGCCGGCCCGACUGCUGAGAGCCGCUGUCAUGGCUGCCGCUCUGUGGAGCUACUUCUCCGUCCUGCUGCUGCUACUACCAGGGGAUACCCAGAGCUCGGAGGUGUCCGGGACUGCUGCCGAGGGAUCUGGAGGGAGUGGGGUCGGCGUGGGAGACCGCUUCAAGAUUGAGGGGCGUGCAGUCGUUCCAGGAGUGAAGCCCCAGGACUGGAUCUCGGCGGCCCGAGUGCUAGUAGACGGAGAAGAGCACGUCGGCUUCCUUAAGACAGAUGGAAGUUUUGUGGUUCAUGAUAUACCUUCUGGGUCUUAUGUAGUAGAAGUUAUAUCUCCAGCUUACAAGUUUGAUCCUGUCCGAGUGGAUAUCACUUCAAAAGGAAAAAUGAGAGCAAGAUAUGUGAAUUACAUCAAAACAUCAGAAGUGGUCAGACUGCCCUAUCCUCUCCAAAUGAAAUCUACAGGUCCACCUUCUUAUUUUAUUAAAAGAGAAUCAUGGGGCUGGACAGACUUUUUGAUGAACCCAAUGGUUAUGAUGAUGGUUCUUCCAUUAUUGAUAUUUGUGCUUCUGCCCAAAGUGGUCAACACAAGUGAUCCUGACAUGAGACGGGAGAUGGAGCAGUCAAUGAAUAUGCUGAAUUCCAACCAUGAAUUACCCGAUGUUUCUGAGUUCAUGACUAGACUCUUCUCUUCAAAAUCAUCUGGCAAGUCUAGCAGCGGCAGCAGUAAAACAGGCAAAAGUGGAGCUGGCAAAAGGAGGUAGUCAGAUGGUCCAGAGCUGACAUUGAUAUAAACAUGGCAGCCCUGGGUGACAUCCAAGUCUUGAGGGAAAACCAUGUGAAGCAACUACUGUAAACUUGGGUCAUCCUGAAAGUUGAUCUCUUACAACAUUUGUAUAUGUUAACUUUUUGGCACAUGUUUUGUACUUGGCACACAAGAAAACCCAGCUUUCGUCUUUUGUCUGUGUGAGGUCAAUAUUGAUGUCAACUGAAUUACAGUGUCCUAUAGAAGAUGACAUUAAUAAGUUAUAUGAAUUAUUAUACAUUAUGUAUAUUAAAAUAAGUCUUAAUCCAGA